Messenger RNA from Mytilus trossulus (common blue mussel), 3470 nucleotides. Its product is annotated as dnaJ homolog subfamily B member 6-like. NCBI's taxonomy places the organism in Eukaryota, Metazoa, Mollusca, Bivalvia, Mytilida, Mytilidae. The record is from RefSeq and is a predicted model, not a curated record. Bases 207 to 1040 code for a protein of 277 amino acids. Gene Ontology annotation, molecular function: Hsp70 protein binding. The transcript is spliced from 8 exons.
GAAACUAUGCAGGUUAAUCUGUUGCCAUGGUAACCUCCCCCACCUUUACCUCUGUGCCUGUAGCAAGUUUGUGAUGUGAGUCAGAGCUUGCUAAAUUAGGAGUUUGUUUUUCUGUCUUUAACCUCAGUACAGGUGAUAUUUUUAAAACAAAAUGCUUUGACCUACCCUAUAACCCCCCUUUGUAAAUAGUGUACAGAUAUAUCACAAUGGUGGAUUACUACAAAGUGUUAGGAAUUUCUAAAAAUUCUUCAGAAACUGAUGUUAAAAAGGCAUACAGAAAACUAGCACUUAAAUGGCACCCUGACAAAAACCCCGACAAAAAAGAGGAGGCAGAAAAAAAAUUCAAAGAAAUAUCUGAGGCUUAUGAAGUACUAUCAGACAAAAAGAAGCGGGAACUUUAUGACAAAUAUGGAAAAGAAGGAUUAAUUAAUGGUGGUUCUGAUUACGAUUUCCAAGACAAUUAUGAUCACUUCCGUGGUUUCCAUUUCCACAAUCCAAGAGAUGUAUUUAAAGAAUUUUUUGGCGGAAGAGAUCCCUUUGAAGAUUUUUUCGGAGGUGAAAACAGUGGUUCCUUCUUCACAAAUUCUUUUCCAGGAUUUCCGUCAAUGGGCGGAGGUUUAUUUGGUAACACUUUUGGAGGGGAAACAGGUCGAAGAAGAAGUAGUAGGAGUAGGCGGGGUGACGCUCAACAGUCAAGACGACCCAGGAUUGGUGCAUUUCAUUCAUUUGGUCACCCAGCAGAACAUGUUGGGAUGCUGGGAUUUCCUGUACACUUUGGACUUUCAUCAUCUAUAUUUGACCAUCAUCCUUCUAUAGGGAUGUCACCUGGAAUGUCAUCGUUUACAAGUACAUCAUUUGGUGGACCCUCAAAUGCAGGAGGAAACUUCCGCUCAACUUCUACGUCAACAAAAAUUGUCAAUGGCAAAAGAAUUGUAACAAAAAAAGUUGUAGAGAAUGGUAAAGAAACAGUAACAGUAGAAGAAGAUGGUGUAGUUAAAUCACAUCUUGUGGACGGCAAGUCUCCAGCAAUAUGUAACUAAUGGGACCACUCUUAUUCAAAGCGAUUCUGUGUUAAAUUGUAUAUAACUCAUGUAUUUUAAAACACAUCAUUGACUAAGAUUCAUUUGUUAUGUUGAUGGCUCAGAAUCUUUACACUUAGAAUAAUUGGAUUCUAGAUUGUUUCUGUAGCAUGUUGGGUUAUUUAACUGCAAUUCACAGAAACUGAUGGUAUGAAAAGUAGUUUUCCAUUGGACAAUUAAUGAGUUUAUUUCACCAGUGAGAUCAUUCCAUUAGAAGGAAAGUUAAUUAUGAUUAGAGAGUUUUCAUAUGCAUAAGAUCUUAAAAAGAAGGCAACCACAAAAAAUAAGGUCUAGUAACAACUGUUUAACAUAAGUUCUAUGAAGAACACAGAAAUAAUGAAGAGUAAAUCAGCUAUAUAAGUGGAAGGUAUUGUAAUCCACUGGUAUAUGGGAUAGAUUUCCAUGUAAUUUUACUGACCUUAUUCUGAUACAGACAAGAAUAAUAAAUCUAACAGUUAUUUUUUUCUGUAGAUUUAACAUAUCAGAAAGGUUACAUUAAAAAAUGACUAAAAACAAAUGUAGCAUGCCUUGACUUAAGAAGCUAUUUUUUUUUAGAUUAUUAUUUUAUAGAAUCAUGUGUGUGAUAAUACUUCACAUGAAAGAAGUUUUUUUUUUUUUAAUUAUAGAAAUGUAAUCUUACGAAAAAAAGAUUUGCUAAAUUCAAAACUCAGGGAAUGUGUUGUAAUAUUUGGAAAUAUUUGUUAAGAAAUUACUUUGUGGAACUUUUCUAUUGAAACAUUACUUCAUUUUCUAGGAAAGUCACAAAUACACAUAAAAGUGGCAUUUAAAAUUUUAGACUUUCAUGAGUGAAAAUUUCAAAAUAACAAUUAUUUGAGCUGAUCUCAAUUUCAUUUGCUGAAGUAAUGUUUUAAAGGUCUAGUCCGAAGCAAGGAUAAGUCUUUAAUCAGGCAUGAUGUUUUUAAGAGGCACAUACACACGUUUAAGCAAAAGAACCUUGGAAAUAAAAGUCCUUUUUAGCUUAGAAAAAAAAAAAUGAUUUUUAACAAUGAGCCAUCAAUGAUGCUUUAAAUGUUUAUAUUAUAUCUAUUUACCAUUUUAUAAUUUAACUGAACUUUCUUGAAAGUGCAGUAAAUAAAAAUGUCUCUGUUGUUUAUCAUAAAUCUGCAUAAUCAUACAUAGAUUAGAUGACAACACUUGCUACAUGUGUGAAACAUAAACACAUGUUCUAAGUCAAGGUCAAACAUAAACACAUGUUCUAAGUCAAGGUCAAACAUAAACACAUGUUCUAAGUCAAGGUCAAACAUAAACACAUGUUCUACAUCAUUGCUGCAAGAUUUGUAGAGUGAGAGAGUGGUGUUUAGUUUUAUAAAUGUCUUGUCUAAAAACAAAAUUGAAUACUGAUAUUUUGACAAUGUUAGGACUUAUCUUGCAAAGACAACUGUGUAUUGUUAUAGAUUGUUCAUUAACCUCUGGAUAUCCUUUGUUCUCUUUGUGAUAUUGGCUGGGUUGCUGUCUCAUUAAACUUUUCCCUAAAUCUCAUUUUAUUCAUAGAUGUAAAAUAAUAUUUUUCAUUAAAAAUUGCUGGAAAUAUAAUACACUAUGACAGGCAUUGGUGUAUAUUCUUACCCGAAUCAUUUUAAAUGGGUAUUAGAGAACAUGAAUAGUUCAUGUAGAAAUAUAGUAAAUAUACUGUAAGCCUUUUAUUGAAUACAUUUUUGUUUAGUUGUUUGUUGUCCCCCCUAACUAAGAUGAUUCAAUUAUUGUUUACCCUUCUUUUCAUUUGUCCCAUAUUUAAGUCUUGCAUUAAAUAUGUAUGAUGCUAAGUUUGUUAAAUUGCUUAUACGUCUGAAGAAGACUUGGUUUUGUUUUGUAUUUUAACCUUUGUUACUUACUAAUUUUGUUUGUAUGAAUACAUCCAAGUGUUUUAUUUUAUCAUUUUAAAAGAUAUAUGCAGUUUUGAAAUUAAAAUUGUUAUUCUUGACAUUUUGUCAGAUUCAGAACUAGAAAACUGAAGUAAAGUAAGUUUUUCAGUGAUUAAUUCCCCCUUUGAACAAGAAACAUCUGAAUACACUACAAGACCAUCAUGUGAGCUAUGGUGAGAAGUGUGCUUCGUAUUUUCAUGAUGCAAGUUUUUUUUCAUCAUAUUAGAAAAGCAAGAAACAAACCAAAGUCCAGUCUAAAAAUCAGCAUUGUGUUUAUGUAAACAAAUUUGGUGAAUUUGAAUAUUCCAAAUGGUUUAAACUAUUUUUUGCAUUGUGUAUGAAUGAGAGAAAAAAAGGAUAUUGUUUGUAAAUGUUAUUUGUAUGAAGAUGUUGUCUGUUUGUAUGUAUAUUUUGGAUCAUUAUAUGUUUGCCGCUAAUGCUGGCAUUAUUCUUAUAUCUUAUUGCUGGAGUUACUAUGGAAACUUCAUGUAAUAAAAAUUUUCUCAGA